Myotis brandtii (Brandt's bat) is the source of this 1743-nucleotide messenger RNA. It is a transcript of the gene SIRAL2, whose product is annotated as family with sequence similarity 118, member A. The coding region runs from base 198 to 1265 and encodes 355 amino acids. NCBI's taxonomy places the organism in Eukaryota, Metazoa, Chordata, Mammalia, Chiroptera, Vespertilionidae. The transcript is spliced from 8 exons. The record is from RefSeq and is a predicted model, not a curated record.
GCAGCCCGGGGGAGGGAUGGUGGCGCAGGAGCCGCUGACGCGUGUUUUGUGCUGACGCUUCUCAGGUGCCCAGUGUAAGCGAACGCCCAGGACCUCUGCUCUCACCCCCGCCUUCCCUCUUCCCCGCACUAACCACACAGCUUCCAUCUGGGAAAUGGAAGUCGCUUCUGACUAACUUCUCCCUUUAGGAUUCACAGAUGGAUUCACUGGAAAAGACAACACACAGAAGUGAACAAAAGUCCAGUAGAAAGUUUUUAAAAAGCCUCAUCCAGAAACAGCCGCAGGAACUGCUCCUGGUGAUCGGCACGGGCGUCAGCGCGGCCGCGGCCCCCGGCAUCCCCGCGCUCUGCUCCUGGCGGAGCUGCCUGGAGGCCGUCAUCGAGACCGCGGAGCAGCUGGACGUGCUGCACCCCGGGGACGCGGCCCAGUUCCGCAGGAAGGUGAUGAAGGACCGGGACCUGCUGGUCGUUGCCCACGAUCUGAUCCGGAAGAUGUCACCGCGGACGGGCGACACCAAGCCCAACUUCUUCCAGGACUGCCUGAUGGAGAUCUUCGACAACCUGGAGCAGCACCUCCAGCACCCGCAGGUGCUGCAGUCCAUCCUCAGCCUGAUGGACCGGGGCACCAUGGUGCUGACCACCAACUACGACAACCUGCUGGAGAUCUUCGGGCAGCAGCAGAACAGGCCCAUGGAGUCCCUGGACCUGAAGGACAAGACCAAGGUCCUCCAGUGGGCACGAGGGCACAUCAAGUACGGAGUGCUCCACAUCCACGGCCUCUACACGGACCCCUGUGGGAUGGUCCUGGACCCCUCGGGAUACAAGGACGUCACACAAGACCCGGAAGUGAUGGAGGUGUUCCAGAGCCUGUACCGCACCAGGUCCUUCCUGUUCGUGGGCUGCGGGGAGACCCUGCGCGACCAGAUCUUCCAGGCGCUCUUCCUGUACUCGGUGCCCAACAAGGUGGACCUGGAGCACUACAUGGUGGUGCUCAAGGAGAGCGAGGACCACUUCUUCAAGCACCAGGCCGACAUGCUGCUGCACGGCAUCAAGGUCGUGUCCUACGGGGCCUGCUUCGACCACUUCCCGGGGUACGUGCAGGACCUGGCCACGCAGAUCUGCCGGCAGCGGAGCCCAGAUGCCGACCGAGUGGACAGCACCACGCUGGGGAGCGGGUGCCAGGACUGCGCCAAGAGGAAGCUGGAGGAGAACGGAAUUGAAGCUUCUAAGCAGCUCCGGCCCUCAGACGAUGCUGGCGCAUCUUGAAAUCUUUAAAACCGACAAACCUGCAACUUGAAAACCAGCCUCUGUGACCACAGUGCCGUAGCGGACGAUGAGGAAUGUUCGAGGACUCACACGACCUCUCACUUCUAACCGCCAUGUACCCCACGGGAGCCCUGUGGGGUGUGGCCGCGGAGGCGGGGGGACAGUCCCACUGUGUGUCUAACUGCUCGGGGUGAAGCGCACACCUCAGGUAUCCUCCGUGAGGACUGGCGGACAACUACCUCAGGGCCUGACGGCGGGAAGGGAGGGGCCUGGUGCUCCGGGCUCCCCAACACGCCCGUGGUCAGGUGGGCUUUUUAAUAAAGGGGACAGUGGAGACUACAAGCAACAGUAGUUGCCAAAGAGAAAAGAAACUAGACUCUUAAAUUUUAUAAUUUUUAUGCGGAAACAUGUUACCAUAGAAAAAACUUUUAAGGUAUGUUUGUUACGUUGUUAAGUAAAGAACAUUCGAGGUGUUGAA